CUGAUGCGGAAGUGUCCAACAGAGGAAGGGUUCUGGCUGACGUAUGUAUGUGCACUUUGAGCACUUUGUCAUCACGUUAAUAUAGAUACAAUAAAUUCAGGCACUAGUAUAGAUACGCAGUUCAGACACAGAAGUGUGUAGUGCAGCUAUGUCGUUCAGCGGAGAAGCCGUGUUUCGGGCCGUGGAGGCACCGCUGUUCUGGCUCGGUGCUCUGACCGCGGCCUGGUUGUCUCUGUGCACCGUGUACCGACUGCUGUCCGGGUUCAGGGUGUGGGUGCUGGGCAACGGACGGCUCCUGUCACCCGCCAAACUAGGAAAGUGGGCAGUUGUGACAGGAGCCACAGAUGGGAUUGGGAAAGCAUAUGCAGAAGAGCUCGCCCGCAAAGGAUUUGCCAUUGUGCUGAUCAGCCGCUCUCAGGAGAAGCUGGAUGAUGUAUCCAAGGCUAUUGCCAGUAAAUGUGGUGUGGAGACAAAAACAAUUCAAGCAGACUUCAGUGCUGUUGACAUCUACUCUAAGAUUGAAGGAGGACUCACAGGACUGGAGAUUGGAGUACUGGUGAACAAUGUUGGGAUCUCCUACCCUUACCCUGAGUUCUUCCUCAGCGUCCCCAAUCUCGACACUUUCAUUGACACCCUGGUCAACAUUAACAUAACAUCAGUGUGCCAGAUGACACGUCUUGUUUUACCACAAAUGGUGGAGAGGAAGAAGGGAGCCAUCCUCAACAUCUCGUCUGCCAGCGGCAUGUACCCUGUUCCUCUUCUUACUGUCUAUUCUGCCUCCAAGGCAUUUGUGGACUUCUUUUCACGAGGACUGCAGGCUGAAUACAAGAAUAAGGGGAUCAUUAUUCAGAGUGUUUUGCCAUUUUUUGUUGCGACUAAGCUGAGUAAAAUCCGACGGGCUACACUGGACAAGCCCAGCCCAGAGCGCUAUGUUGCAUCUCAGCUCAACACUGUGGGGCUACAGACCCAGACCAAUGGCUAUCUGCCUCAUGCCAUAAUGGGUUGGGUGACUACAGCUCUGCUCCCAGCCAAGAUCCUCAACAGCCACGUGAUGGGGAUGGGUUUGUCCCAGCGCGCUCGUUACCUCAAGAAGCAGAAGCAGGGGUAGACGGAUCGGUGGAGGCCAAGACAGAGGGAUUAACGACUCGUCCGACUACCAUCAUCAUCAUCACGGACCCGAGCAGAUGAACGUGACAGUUUCUGGGCAAACAUCUCAGUUUUGUCUCCCUCUGAUAUUUGCUAGCUCAUAGAUGAUGUGAGGCAGUAUCUGGCCACAUUAAAAGCAUUCAAUCCAAACAGUUGUGCAAACAAUAUUGAUUAAAGCGUUGCUCUUUACUAAGUGAACAGCUUUAAUGAAUGGGACACUAAUGUUAAAACUAAAACCAACAACAACAACAAAAAAAUAACCAUCUGUCUGCAAAGCGUAAUCAAAAAAUGAACCCCGCGGGAGAAGAUUUAAAAGAUUUGGACGUGUCUGUUGUUUCAGACCUCCUGUGAGUUUGUGGACUAGCUUCAAGCUGCUUAAUAAAAACUGGAGGCGCUUACUGUUUUGAAAGCACUUAGUGAGUUAUCAAGACUUAUGAAAAGUUUAUUUUUUCAACCAUUUCUACUGUGAUGUUAAAAACGUCCUUAAUUCCAUCAUUGUUGUCGUCUGCAAACGCACAACUUUCUGUUGAAAAGUACCACAUGCUUAUUCAAAAACAUCCUUUUUUUUUUUUUAAACUUCCUCUACUGUUGAUGGGUUAGCGAAGGUGCUGCUUGUGUCAUUUAACCCAACUAUACAUUGCGUGUAUAAACAUGAAGAGCAUAGAGGGAGAGUUUGUGAUGGUUAGAAUACUAAAAAUGUGUUUUGUUUACAGUCAUGAUUGAGUUUCCGUGUCAUUCUCACAGCACACUUGACAUUCCAAAAAUGUAUUUUAUUCCACGAUAAAUGAGUGGGUGGCUUGUUUUUUUUUUCUAUGCAGUAAGUGGGUCACAUCAACAUUUAUCUCCAUCUUUACAGACGUUUUAUUUUUAUUUUUUCUCAAGUCUUGGAUUCGCUGAAAUGUUGUACCCCAUGUACAGAUGAAGUGAAGCAGAAAACAAAUUCUAAUCUGACAUUUGUUUGACAUUCUUUUGUGACUUUUGACUUCAUCCAGUAUGGCAGUAGUGGUCUCACACAUUACUUGCUUUGUUUGGAGUAAUCUAAAUGUUGUUAAGGUGUACUGUCGUUGCAGACGUCAAUAAAAAUGCUUUUCAACUAACUUCA
This is a messenger RNA of Maylandia zebra (zebra mbuna), 2248 nucleotides long. It is a transcript of the gene hsd17b12b, whose product is annotated as hydroxysteroid (17-beta) dehydrogenase 12b. NCBI's taxonomy places the organism in Eukaryota, Metazoa, Chordata, Actinopteri, Cichliformes, Cichlidae. Gene Ontology annotation, cellular component: endoplasmic reticulum. Gene Ontology annotation, molecular function: oxidoreductase activity. The record is from RefSeq and is a predicted model, not a curated record.